AUGGGCAAGGAUAUGUCUCUCGGAUGGAAGAAAGUCGGGUCUAGCGGCUUGUCUUGGUUUUUUUCGCCUUUUCGAUAUGCGGAGAUUUAUAACGAAAUCGAUGCUCAGAAGCUGCAUUGUCAAUGGGCUCUGAAGUGCUCAGCGGUCAUCGGUGAUGGUCCUCGAUUGGGAAAAUCACGUCGACAUAUGGAAGAGACGCUUCGUCCCGAGGACCAGGCUCGUCCAGCUACUAUGCGAGAAGAGCAUUUAUUGUCCGCGGAUGCAAACGGUAUCGAGAAUCGACGACUAUGUUUACUGGGGCCGCUUCUGCUUCAAGUACGGGCGAGACCUGUGAGAGCACCGAAGGGGAGACUGUUCACUGGCGCCAAAGGUGCAUCCACUGAAAAGCCAGUUUUGAACGCGGUUACAUGCAAGCACGAAUAUUGGACCUAUAUUGGCGGACGUCAGUACCCUCCCCCCAACCCCUCCUUUCCUCGUAUAAAUGGCCCCGCGGAUCCUCUUGCCUGCAUCACAAACAUGAACACCAACCGCAACCAGCUGUGCUCUACCAACAGCAACAAAACCACCCGAUGCGACCAGACAUUAUGGUCCAUCAAGCAUAUGCGGAACCAUCUCGACCUAUCUGGUCGACACCCGUACCGCCAUACCUGUAGGCGGGGUUUCUUGAACAAUAACUCCUAUAAGAUGCCACUGUUCCUAUCGGAUUAUCAUCACUGUUGUGACGAGGGCGAUGAGGAGUUCCAGUCCUCCUCUGCUCUUAAUCAGCAUGAUGAGCAACCAAGUCGGCACAACUGCUAUUACGAAGAAGGUGAUUGCGAGAGGAGCCCUGAAGGGUUGGAAGAUGCUGGCUCGCAAGGAAGAGCAGGGGAACCAGGAAGAGGCUGUCGCCCUCGAAUAAAUCGAAGAGGAAACUCCGAUGUUCCGGGUGGAGGUUGGUAUCGCGAUCUUGCAUCUCAAGAAACGAAUGCAACGCCAGCCUAUACCAAAAGCCACUGUGAAACAGACAUGACCGGUGUGCUUGUGUCCAUCGUAAGUUCUCUUCUCUCGCAGUGUAAGGGCAUGUAA
This is a messenger RNA of Guyanagaster necrorhizus, 1065 nucleotides long. RefSeq lists its product as uncharacterized. The transcript is spliced from 8 exons. The record is from RefSeq and is a predicted model, not a curated record. The coding region runs from base 1 to 1065 and encodes 354 amino acids. Lineage: Eukaryota; Fungi; Basidiomycota; Agaricomycetes; Agaricales; Physalacriaceae.